Messenger RNA from Hevea brasiliensis (rubber tree), 3676 nucleotides. RefSeq names its product protein WHAT'S THIS FACTOR 9, mitochondrial. Bases 98 to 1405 code for a protein of 435 amino acids. The record is from RefSeq and is a predicted model, not a curated record. The transcript has 2 exons. Gene Ontology annotation, molecular function: RNA binding. Lineage: Eukaryota; Viridiplantae; Streptophyta; Magnoliopsida; Malpighiales; Euphorbiaceae.
AACUUUAAUAGUUACCCUUCUUCCGCACUUCUCCGCUGCCGAGAACCACAGCAAGCCUUCAAUUCAAGGCUUUAGCCGCCGGCAACAAUUGACACAUAUGCGUCUCUACGGGGCCAAAUUCCCACUCCAGCUCCAUCACCACCGUACCUUCAUAGCUGCCAAGGUUAAAUGGGUCCGCGACCCGUAUCUAGAUAAAGCAGUCUCCAAAGAAAAAGACCUUAAACAAGCCAUUUCUGUCAAGAACCAAAUCCUCUCCUCUCCUUCAAAAUCUCUUCCUCUUUCCUCCAUCUCCGUCCUCAAACCCCUCCUAAACCUCCCCACCACAGCCGUUAAGUUCUUCCAAAAAUACCCAACUCUUUUUACCCAGUUCCAGCCCUCUGCUUCGCUCCCUCUCCACGUCAAGCUCACCCCUCAGGCUCUCUCAAUCCACAAAGAAGAACAAGAGAUCCAUAAUUCUCCAAAUCAUAGAGAUGAUGCAGUUAAAAGGUUAGCUAAGCUUUUAAUGCUCACUAGGGCAACCAGAUUGCCUUUGCAUAUUAUUGACAGGCUGAAGUUUGAUCUGGGAUUGCCACAUAAUUAUAUCACAGCCCUUUUAUCAGAUUAUCCUGAAUAUUUUCAGGUUUGUGAGGCUCAAGAUUGUUUUAGUGAUAAAGAAACGCUUCAUUUAGAGCUGGUGUCUUGGAGAGAUGAAUUAGCUGUGUCUGAAAUGGAGAAAAGAGUGGCUCAUGGGGAUAUGACAAAUGUCAAGAAAGGGGAGCGUAUUGGGUUUUCUUUAAGUUACCCGAAUGGUUUUGAUCUGAAGAAGAAGGUGAAAGAUUGGGUUUUUGAAUGGCAAGGUUUGCCAUACAUAUCCCCUUAUGAAAAUGCCUUUCAUUUAAACCCCAAUGGUGAUCAAGCUGAGAAGUGGGUUGUGGCUGUGUUACAUGAGCUGUUAUGGUUGCUAGUGUCGAAGAAGACAGAGAAGGAGAAUGUGUUAAUUUUGGGAGAUUAUUUGGGGUUUGGAAAUAGGUUUAAGAAGGCUUUGGUGCAUCAUCCGGGAAUCUUUUAUGUUUCUAAUAAGAUUAGGACCCAAACUGUAAUGCUUAGGGAGGCAUAUAGGAAGGAUUUCUUGGUAAUAAAACAUCCUUUGAUGGGUAUGAGGUUUAGGUAUAUUCAUCUUAUGAAUAAAGCUAUUGAAAAGCCAAGAAAAGCAGCUGGUGGAGCUUUACGUUCUUGGUCGAAAAGGCGGGCUGCAUCAUCCAUCAAUAAAGGGGAAGAAAGAACUGUAAGAGAUAAAAGUUGGAAAAGAGAGGAAGAUAAGUCAAGUAGCUCUUCUGAUUCUGAAUUUGAGGAUUUGGACUAUUCAGCGUCUGAAGUUGAGGAUGCAAGUAAUGAUGAGGCAAAUGAAAUUGGAUUUGUGAAUUGAUAUGGUAAUAAUUGGUGACAUGUGAACAAGGAGGCAAAAGUUGAUACAGAACAUUGGAAUUCUGCUCAAAAAGGCCCUAUUGGAAGACACAGUCAGUUUGACAAAAUUCUGGGGAAAUAAGAAAUUAAGGGACUGAUAAGAGAAGAUUAACUAGAGAAAUAAAAAAGGCAGAUUGUUAAUUGAAAUAUGCAGUGAAGGGAUCAGGUUCUUUGCUUGCAGCUUAUUGGAUGGUGAAUUAACUUCUUCCUCUGCUUUUUAUUCGUUUUAAUCUGGAAAACCUGUCCAUUGAGCCAUCUUUUUGAGAUGUUUAUUUAACGAUGAAUGCAUAAGUAGUUUCCUUGCAGAAGAGAUAUAUUUGAUAGCAUCAUGUUUAUAGUAAUUGAUAUAUGAGCCAUCUUUUUAUUUGUUUUAAUCUGAGAGGUGGGUUGUGGCUGUGUUACAUGAGCUUUUAUGGUUGUUAGUGUCAAAGAGGACUGAGAAGGAGAAUGUGUUAAUUUGGGGAGAUUAUUUGAGGUUUGGAAAUAGGUUUAAGAAGGCUUUGGUGCAUCAUCGAUGAAUUCUUUUAUGUUUCUAAUAAGAUUAGGACCCAAACUGUAGUGCUUAGGGAGGCAUAUAGGAAGGAUUUCUUGGUAAUAAAACAUCCUUUGAUGGGUAUGAGGUUUAUACAUGUUCAUCUUAUGAAUAAAGCUAAUGAAAGGCCAAGAAAAGCAGCUAGUGGAGCUUUAGGUUCUUGGUCGAAAAGGUGGGUUGCCUCAUCCAUCAAGGGAAAGAAAGAACAGUAAGAGAUAAAAGUUGUAAAAGGGAGGAAGAUAAGUCAAAAGGCUCUUGUGAUGCUGAAUUUGAGGAUUUGGACUAUUCAGAGUCUGAAGUGAGGAUGCAGGUAAUGAUGAGGCAGUGAAAUUGGAUUUGUGAAUUGAUAUGAUGAUAAUUGGUGACAAAUGAACAAGAAGGGAAAAGGUUGACAUCAGAAAAUUGGAAUUCUGUUCGAAAAGGCCCCAUUGGAAGAUACAUCAUUUUGACAAAAUUCUGGGGACAUAAGAAAUAAGAGAUUGAUAGAAGAAGAUCCAGGGGAUCAAAUAGAAAAGGGCAGAUUGUUAUUUGAAAUAUGCAUUGAAGGGAUCAGGUUCUUUGCUUGAAGCUUCUUUGAUGGUGAAGUACCUUCUUCCUCUGCUUUUUAUUUGUUUUAAUCUUGGCAACCCUGUCAAUUGAGCCAUCCUUUUUAGAUGUUCAUUUAACCACAAAUACAUAUGUAGUUUCCUUGCACGAGAUAUAUUUGACAGCAUCAUGCUGUGCAAAGUUCACAUGUUAAGCAUGACUGAUAUAAUAUGUUAUUGUAAAAUGGACUUGGAGGAAUUUCACUUUGGAUUUUGGAUAACGGGAUCAUUUCACUGGAUCCAUCAUUUCUCGACAUGCCCUCUUGGCAUUUGCAAAACAGACUUGUUUGAAAAAUUAUGGUGGAAUUUGAAUUAAAUUUUAUCUAUGAUCUUUUUUAGCAGUCUGGGUAGAAUUUUUGUUGGUAUUGAAGGAAGCAUUAUGAAUUUAUUAUUGCAACCAAGUUUAUAGGCAUCAUAAUGUUGCGUCAACAUGCUCAGUUUGUAGUUGAAUACUCUAGUCGUUUCUGAUUUUCUUAUAUAAUGGAGGUGUUUAUUCCAUUCCUGUUAUCUAAUGUGACAUAGAUUGAGUGUUAAAAGUAGUACAUGAAGGUUUCUUCUUCUUGUCAUAACAUAAGCAGCAUGAAGGUCAGUCUCAUAUGUGGCCCAAGUUUCCAUUGGCUCAGGUUUAAUUAUGAAAAUUGCUAAAGGUUAAUGACACAGAGCAUUAAAGCCAAAGAAAGGUCUUUAAAUCAAAGAAGAUUUGCUUUGAACAUGAAGAAAUUCAUCCUUGUUAUUGGUGACCAGAGGUUUGGAAAGUUAUUGUGAAGCUCAGAUUGAGAGAUGAGCAAGGGAUGACUUUUGCAUGUUUGCAUGCGUAGAUGACAAACUUGAAAACCUCAAAAAGGAAUAUAUGCAUUAUGCAUUAGGCUUUAGGCAUGCAGCUUGAAUAUCACAUUGUUUGCUCCAGAGCUGCACGCUUCAUCUUACCUUUUUUGACCUGUACAUUUUGGAAUUGAACAGCCUUGUUUAUUUUCUGUAUGAUUGUAGCUUGGCAUAAAGAGUAAAUGCUGUGUUUUACAGGCCUUUUUGUGUUUUACAAGUUGGUGAUGUUCUUUCGGAUGUUAAAUGUGAACUUAAAGGAUGUGCAUUAUAGCAUGAAAUUCUUGUGAAUACACAA